Messenger RNA from Paramacrobiotus metropolitanus, 1151 nucleotides. RefSeq lists its product as uncharacterized. The record is from RefSeq and is a predicted model, not a curated record. The transcript is spliced from 2 exons. The coding region runs from base 84 to 1151 and encodes 355 amino acids. Lineage: Eukaryota; Metazoa; Tardigrada; Eutardigrada; Parachela; Macrobiotidae.
GCAGUGUCGUUCGUGUUCCGUUGCGCGCAUGGUGGAGGAUUUCUGUCGUCGAGCAGACAGAUCUGUUGUGCGCGUUAACUGAAAUGCAGCCGCCUCCAGAACUGAACAUCCUAAUUCUAGGUGAGACCGGCGUCGGCAAAUCCACCUGGUUGAAUGGAAUAGCUAAUUUUUUGAUGCACCCAACACUCGACGCCGCCCUUACCGACCCGCAGGCAUUAAUUCCAACUCGCUUCACAAUGACCGAUCGGAGUCUGCAGCAGCGAGUGGUGUCCAUGGGGGAAAGUGACAACGAGCACAACAAUGUCACAGGUCAGUCCGUAACGCAGCUGCCGAAGACGUACGUUCUGAAAAAGGGCGAUACUAUCGUAUGUUUGAUUGACACACCGGGAAUUGGUGACACGCGGGGCGUGGAUCAAGACAAAAAGAAUUUCGAAUCCAUCAUGACGCAUCUGUCUAACCUGGAGAAAGUUCAUGGCAUCUGUAUUCUGUUGAAGCCUAACGAUUCCCGCUUGAACGUCAUGUUCCGUUUCUGCAUCAAGGAGCUGCUGACGCAUCUGCACCGGGACGCAUGCCAUAAUAUGGUCUUUGUGUUUACACACACACGAUCCACUUUUUAUCGUCCAGGUGAUACGUUCCCGGUUCUGAAGAAAUUGCUCCAGGCCGAAGGAGGCUUGAAUAUUCCGUUGAAUCUGGAUACGGUCUACUGCAUGGACAGCGAAGUGGUGCGUUUCAUGGCCGCCGCGAAAUCGGGGGUGGAGCAUGCGGCAACGGAGAUGCGGAGUUUCGGUGAGAGCUACCAGAAGUCGGUGGAAGAGACGAAUCGCUUGUUACAUCACAUUACCACACGAACUCCCCAUGUGCUGCAGAAUACGCUGUCACUCAACGACGUGCGUCGAAUGAUUUUGACGUUUACCGAACCGCUGGCGCACGUGACCCUUAACGCUCAGACCAACCUCAAGUUAGCCCAAGAAAAAGUGAAGAAAAUCGAGGAGACGCAGUUGAGUAAGCAGCAGCUGCAGCGGGAACUGUACGUGCCGGUGGUGGAUCUGCAAGCAGUGGCUCUGGGCUAUCCACGGACUGUUUGCACAUCUACCUCCUGUAUCUCUCCGCGUAAUCGGCCAGAAAGUGGAUUACAGUACAUGGUGUCAUGA